AAGAAGUUUUAGCGCGGGGCAACUGGUCCCGCGAAUACGUCUGUGUUUAAUCCAAUCUCCGUUAAUAGUGCGGCCUAAAACGAUGUGGAAGCUUCUGUGGACCGCCACGCUUGUGGCGGCCCUCUCAACGUGCGAUGGGCACGAGAGAAGCAAAAGAGCAAUAUAUGGUUAUGCGCAGCCUCAAGAAACGUUCGAAGGCUACGAUUAUUCCCCGCCAAGUAACCCACUCGUUCUUCCAACCAGUAACGAGCAAGUCACUGAAAAGCCUGGAAUAAAUGAACACAACUAUCCAACAUCGAUAAAUCAAAUCACGCUACCAACGAGGCCACCCCCACCACCACCAACACCGUCACCGAGACCACCACAACCUCCGGUUCAAACGAGACCACCGCAAACAUCUCAGGUGACUGGAUACGACUAUCCAAAACCAGAAAAACCAUUCCCGCCAAUAAAGAGACCAACGUCACCGCCAGUGAUCGCGACUAGGCCUCCACCACCACCUCAGAGACCCGAGUAUGAAUAUCCUCAACCAAACAACCCAUUCCCGUUUCCAUCAAGACCGCCAUCACCACCUCAAGUACCGACCAAACUACCACCGGUGAUCCAGACGAGGCCAACGCCUCCCCCUGUGAUUCAAACAAGGCCUCCACCACCGCCGCAACGACCAGCAUAUGAAUACCCUCAACCAAACAACCCAUUCCCGUUCCCAGCAAGACCAACACCACCACCUGUAAGUCAAACACGGCCACCACAACCUCCGGUACAGACCAGACCACGACCAAUAAAAAUACAAUCAACUCCGCCACCGAUAUCUGAAGUAACUGGAUACAACUAUCCAAAACCGGAAAAACCAUUUCCACCACCACAGAGGCCAACACCACCACCAGUGAUCCAGACAAGGCCAACACCUCCGCCUGUGAUUCAAACAAGGCCCCCACCACCACCGAAGAGACCAGAGUAUGAAUACCCUCAACCAAACAACCCAUUCCCGUUCCCGGCAAGACCAACAUCACCACCUGUAAUUCAAACACGGCCACCACCACCUCCUCCUCCGGUACAGACCAGACCACCGCCGGUGAUCCAGACGAGACCAACGUCCCCACCCGUGAUUCAAACGAAGCCUCCACCACCUCAGAGACCAGAAUAUCAAUACCCGCAACCAAACAACCCAUUCCCGUUCCCGGCAAGACCAACACCACCACCUGUAAUUCAAACACGACCACCACCACCUCCGAUACAGAACAGACCACAACCAAUAAAAAUACAAUCAACUCCGCCACCGAUAUCUGAAGUAACUGGAUACAACUAUCCAAAGCCGGAAAAACCAUUCCCGCCACCACAAAGGCCCACGCCGCCACCGGUGAUUCAAACAAGGCCAACGCCUCCGCCUGUGGUUCAAACAAGGCCCCCAACACCACCGCAGAGACCAGAGUAUGAAUACCCUCAACCAAAUAACCCAUUCCCAUUCCCAGCAAAACCAACAUCGCCACCUGUAAUUCAAACACGGCCACCACCACCUCCGGUACAGACCAGACCACCGCUGGUGAUUCAGACGAGGCCAACGCCUCCACCACCUCAGAGACCAGAAUAUGAAUAUCCUCAACCAAGCAACCCAUUCCCGUUCCCAGCAAGACCAACACCACCACCUAUAAGUCAAACACGGCCACCACCACCCCCGGUACAGACCAGACCACGACCAAUAAAAAUACAAUCAACUCCACUACCGAUAUCUGAAGUAACUGGAUACAACUAUCCAAAACCAGAAAAACCAUUCCCGCCACUACAAAGACCCACGCCAGCACCGGUGAUCCAGACAAGGCCUACGCCUCCGCCUGUGAUUCAAACAAGGCCCCCACCACCACCGCAGAGACCAGAAUAUGAAUACCCUCAACCAAACAACCCAUUCCCGUUCCCAGCAAGACCAACACUACCACCUGUAAUUCAAACACGGCCACCACCACCUGUGGUACAAACAAGACCUCCACCAAUAAUUCAAACGAGACCUCCAACGCCAUCAAUAGAAAAACCUGGGUACAACUAUCCAACUCCGCAGGAACCAUUCCCUUUUCCAAGCACAACCAGCAGGCCAUUUACGUAUCAAACUCCGAGUACAACAAGCAGGCCAUAUACUUAUCAAACUCCGAGUACAACAAGCAGGCCAUAUACUUAUCAAACUCCAAGUACGAGCAGUAGGCCAUUUACGUAUCAAACUCCGAGUACAACAAGCAGGCCAUAUACUUAUCAAACCCCAAGUACAACCAAUAGGCCAUUUACGUAUCAAACUCCGAGUACAACAAGCAGGCCAUAUACUUAUCAAACCCCAAGUACAACCAAUAGGCCAUUUACGUAUCAAACUCCGAGUACAACAAGCAGGCCAUAUACUUAUCAAACUCCGAGUACAACAAGCAGGCCAUAUACUUAUCAAACUCCAAGUACAAGCAGUAGGCCAUUUACGUAUCAAACUCCGAGUACAACAAGUAGGCCAUAUACUUAUCAAACCCCAAGUACAACCAGUAGGCCAUUUACGUAUCAAACUCCGAGUACAACAAGCAAGCCAUAUACUUAUCAAACUCCCAGCACAACUAGUAGGCCAUAUACUUAUCAAACACCAAGUACAACCAGUAGGCCAUUCACGUAUCAAACUCCGAGCACAACUAGUAGGCCAUUUACAUAUCAGCCGUCAAGUACACCAGUGCCAUUCCAAGGAUCCACUUAUCUGCCUCCGGUCGACACAACGCCUCGACCGAAGCCAUACCAACCUCCGACCCCAUCUCAACCGCCAUUCCGACCCUCGUACCAACCUCCAACACCAACACCACCACCUUACCAACCACCAACCCCGACAAGACCCCCAUACCAGCCAUCAACACCACCGCCCUACCAACCACCAACCCCGACAAGACCUCCAUACCAGCCAUCAACCCCGAAGCCAGCUCCUUAUCUACCUCCAAAACAACCUUCGACUCCAAUCAGACCUCCAUAUCAACCACCAACACCAACACGACCACCUUACCAACCACCGACACAGCCACCAACGCGACCACCUUAUCAACCACCAACCCCGACAAGACCCCCAUACCAGCCAUCAACUCCAAAACCAGCUCCUUACCUACCUCCAAACCAACCUCCGACGCCAACACGACCACCUUACCAACCACCGACACAACCACCAACACGACCACCUUACCAACCACCGACACAACCACCAACGCGACCGCCUUACCAACCACCAACCCCGACCAGACCUCCCUAUCAGCCUUCGACUCCCACACGACCUCCUUACCAACCUCCAACGCCGACACGACCACCUUACCAGCCCCCAACUCCGACCAGGCCUCCAUAUGUGCCUACUAACCAGACACCGACUCCAAUCAAACCACGACCUCCCCAGCAACCUGUUACAAGACCUCCGCCAUAUUUACCUCCGUCCUCUGCAAGACCUGCUUACACGAGAAUCGAUGUGCCGCCAAAUCCUACUGUACUUUACAGCAUUACACCUAGUACUACUAGCCCACGACCUGCGACAGGCAGUCCAUAUUCUCCACCAACAAUUCCUACACCCACAUCUCCGAAAAAUGAUGGAUAUCACUACGCGAUCCCAGAUAUACCAUUCGAUUACUAAAAAUCUGAAAUCAAGUAAGUUAGUACUAUUGUUCGUAUUGCAGUGGUUCAAUACUAUAAUAAAAAUGCGUUUACAUGAACGGACGAUACUUCUUUUUUAAGAAAACUAUAGGAAAGUAAUUGCUGUCUUCAAAUGUAUUCUGUAACGAGACAAACUCUUUUUAUACCUUUAUGUGCAAUGUAUGUGAUUACGAAAUGAAUAAACACAUAUUGUUAGUAAA
Molecule: messenger RNA, 3842 nt
Organism: Neodiprion fabricii
Lineage: Eukaryota; Metazoa; Arthropoda; Insecta; Hymenoptera; Diprionidae
Product: extensin-2
Exons: 3
Coding region: 83-3622 (1179 amino acids)
Source: RefSeq, a predicted model, not a curated record